AACUGGCUACAGAAACAGAAAAAGCGGAAGGAUGACUUUCUACGAUUCGGUGUACCCCUUCUACCCCCACAAAAUGACCCCGUUUAUCUUUAAUAUGAACCAGCUUAUUGUCAUCCUGGUGUUUUUGGUCUUUAUUUGCACGUUUCUCAUAAUCCUUCCGGGAAUCAGAGGAAAAGCGAGGGUGUUCUGGAUGUUUCGAAUUAUUCUCAGCCUGUUCAUUGGUGUGGUGAUUGUCGUGGUGAAUUUUACCAGCGACUGGGCAAUCGGUUACAUUCGAUCAAACACAACUUACAAAUCCUUCAGUGAUGCGACUGUCGAUGCAGAGAUCGGACUGCACGUCGGCUUAGCAGGCAUUAACGUGACACUCACAGGUAAUCCAGUACAUCAGCUAAAUGAAACCAUAGACUACAAUGAAAGAUUCCUGUGGACUGGUGACUACAAUGAAGAGUACACUGAAGGUCUGCUGAAAGGUUUACCUAAUCCCAUACUCUACCUGGCAGAGAAGUUCUCCCAAGACAGCCCCUGUGGCCUUUACUUCCAGUAUAAAUACUCAGGACGCUACGCAUCGGCAACAAUGUGGACAGCCUUCUGCUGCUGGCUCAUCUCCAAUGUUCUCCUAUCCAUGCCAGUCAUCCUUUACGGCGGAUACAUGCUAGUCACAACAGGCACAUUCAUGAUCUUUUCGCUGAUUUCCUUUUCCACCAUAUGGAACGUCCCAUCUUGUGUCAUAAGUUUGGGCUCCGUGGCUCUUAAUACCAACUAUGGGGGCUCAUUUUGGCUCACAUUGGCUACAGGCCUGCUGUGUAUUCUUCUUGGCAUUGUCAUCAUCAUCUUGGACAUCUGCAUUCCAGAGAAGCUGAAGAUUUUUUUCAAUGCCAGUGAUGUGGAUGAUGAAGACAGCAAUGGCAGUCUUACAACGUGCUAUGUUAACAUUUCAUUUAUCGAGAACCAGAAUGCACGGUCAUUAGAAAAAUUCAAAUGUGUGGAUGGAAACAAGACCUUCAUAAACUAUGGAGUAUGAAGAAUGUACAUUGAUUGCAUUGAUUAAAG
Molecule: messenger RNA, 1050 nt
Organism: Erpetoichthys calabaricus (reedfish)
Lineage: Eukaryota; Metazoa; Chordata; Cladistia; Polypteriformes; Polypteridae
Gene: duoxa
Product: dual oxidase 2
Exons: 7
Coding region: 32-1021 (329 amino acids)
Biological process (GO): protein transport
Cellular component (GO): endoplasmic reticulum membrane
Source: RefSeq, a predicted model, not a curated record